Molecule: messenger RNA, 1426 nt
Organism: Galdieria sulphuraria
Lineage: Eukaryota; Rhodophyta; Bangiophyceae; Galdieriales; Galdieriaceae
Product: histone acetyltransferase
Exons: 4
Coding region: 86-1357 (423 amino acids)
Biological process (GO): positive regulation of transcription by RNA polymerase II; chromatin remodeling
Cellular component (GO): histone acetyltransferase complex
Molecular function (GO): protein binding; histone H3 acetyltransferase activity
Source: RefSeq, a predicted model, not a curated record
UUGCCAAAUUGAUAAUAAUGAAUUGCAAGAGUUGAUCUCCCAUACAAUAUUCUUGUUGGAACAUCACCGCAAGACAAUCGUCCAAAUGAGUCAAGAUAAUAAGGAGGAACCUAAGGAAGUUCCAGUCAAUGGCAAUGUGCCUCUUACUGGAGAAAUUCCCCUAGAUUUUCGCCUGACUCCCUGUUGUGAAGUACCUAAAGCUAAACGUCCUCGUCCAGUUCCGGAAGGCGCUUGGGAAAUGUCCACAGAGGGCAUUCUUGGACCAGAUUCUCAACAUGCCUAUGUACAGAGAUGGUACUCAAUGGUUCAGCAAGAAAAGUCCGGGGCUGUCAAGUUCCAAGUGGUUAGAAACGAUAGCAAACGAGAAAGCUUGAUAUUACUCCUAGGACUGAAAAAUGUUUUUGUAAGGCAAUUGCCUAAUAUGCCCAAACCUUAUGUGACGCGACUUGUCUUCGACCGAAAGCACGAGUCGACUAUUCUUACAAAGUGCACAAGUAGUGGAGAAUAUGUGGUUAUGGGAGGCUGCUGUUAUAGACCUUUCAUUGAGGAACGCUUUGCAGAGAUUGCAUUUUUAGCCAUUUCCGAUAGUGAACAAGUUCGAGGAUAUGGGACAAGACUUAUGUCGUAUACCAAAGAACGAACGAAGGAACUAGGACUAACUCAUAUACUUACUUGUGCAGAUAAUAAUGCAGUUCCCUAUUUUAAAAAGCAAGGUUUUUCAAAAACGAUAACUCUUGAAAAAGAACGAUGGCAAGGUUAUAUAAAGGAUUAUGAUGGCGUUACUCUUAUGGAAUGUGUCUUAAAUCCCAAAGUUGACUAUUUGAAUAUUCCUUCCAUGUUAAAAGCGCAGAAGAUGUGCUUAAUAGAGAAAUUGAAGGAAAUAAGUAAUAUUCAUAUCGUUUAUCCCGGCUUGGAUCCGGAGGCUCGAAAGAGGAUUCGGUUGGAAGACAUUCCUGGUUUAAAGGAAGGUCUUGAACAAAGUGAAAGAUCUCUUGGCAAGACAAUACCCCUUGAAUCUCUUGCGGCCCCAAGAGAUCCUGCGUCUUUGCAAGCACUUCAUAAAGAACUUCAACACAUAUUAACUCAAGUUAAGCAGCAUCAAAGUGCGUGGCCGUUUUUAGAACCUGUUGAUCCUGAACAGACAGGUGCUUUGGACUAUUACGAUGUUAUCAAGAAUCCUAUCGACUUGAGAACAAUACAAGAACGUCUUGAUAGAGGAGAUUAUUAUGUGACAAAGGAAAUAUUUGCUGCGGAUUUAAAGAGAAUGAUCGAGAAUUGUGAAGCUUAUAACGGUGAAAAACAUUUUAUUACGGAAUUGGCUCACAAUUUGGAGCGAUUUUUUAAUCAAAAAUUGUAAAAGUUAUUUUAAGAACAACGUCACAUGAUAAAUAAAAUGGAAUCAAUCCCUUUCAGUUGCAAGAUUUUU